Molecule: messenger RNA, 3859 nt
Organism: Biomphalaria glabrata
Lineage: Eukaryota; Metazoa; Mollusca; Gastropoda; Planorbidae
Product: alpha-L-fucosidase-like
Exons: 9
Coding region: 157-1551 (464 amino acids)
Biological process (GO): glycoside catabolic process; fucose metabolic process
Cellular component (GO): lysosome
Molecular function (GO): alpha-L-fucosidase activity
Source: RefSeq, a predicted model, not a curated record
UUUAGACUUUCACGUGACCUGGGUUCGAUUGUUAUUUACUAAUUUAGAUCUAGAAUCUAGAUCUACAUCUCAGUAGACUGUAGUAGAUGUUAUCAUGAUGUAAUAGUUACUAGAGUUUACUUCUGAGCUCUUGUCUUAGCCGUAACAUAUUUCAGAAUGUAUUGUGGUGAAUAUUGGCUAAUACUUCUGUUGGCCAUUUUUUCAUUCACUGCUAGAAUUGGUGAAAGCAAAAAUGUUCAGCGAUAUGAGCCAAACUGGCAGUCACUUGAUGCAAGACCUUUGCCCCCAUGGUAUGAUGAAGCAAAGAUUGGCAUCUUCUUGCACUGGGGUGUCUUCUCUGUGCCCAGCUACGUAGGUGCCUGGUUCUGGUGGUACUGGAAAGGGACUCAACCAAGCUUGGCAGUAGUAGAGUUUAUGAAACAGAACUAUCCACCUAGUUUUACCUAUGCAGACUUUGCUCCUGAGUUUACAGCAGAGUUCUACAACCCCAACCAGUGGGCAGAUAUUUUUAAAGCUUCUGGAGCACAAUAUGUUGUGCUUACUACUAAACAUCAUGAGGGCUUCUGUCUCUGGCCAUCUAAAUAUUCCUGGAAUUGGAACUCAAUGGAUGUGGGGCCUAAAAGAGAUUUGGUUGGUGAACUUGCUACAGCCUUGCGUAAAAAUGGAUUAAAGUUUGGAGCUUAUCAUUCACUGUUUGAAUUCUUUAAUCCACUUUUUUUGAAAGACCAAGAAAACAAUUUUACGACCCAAGAAUAUGUCAGGACUAAGACGAUGCCAGAACUUUAUGAACUUGUUAACAAUUAUAAACCUGAUCUCAUCUGGUCAGAUGGUGAAUGGAUGGCUCUGGAUACUUACUGGAAUUCUACUAAUUUUCUUGCCUGGCUUUAUAAUGAUAGCCCUGUAAAAGAUACUGUAGUCACCAAUGAUAGAUGGGGCUCCAACACAAUGUGCAAACAUGGAGGCUAUCUGACCUGCAAUGAUAAGUUUAAUCCAAAGGUUAAACAAGAUCGCAAAUUUGAAGAUUCAACUACUAUGGAUAAGUAUGCUUGGACGUAUAGACGUAACCUGAAACUAUCCGAUCUCCAUUCAAUCGAGGAAGUGCUGGAAAUAGUAGCACAAGUUGUCAGCUGUGGUGGCAAUCUGUUGAUCAAUGUGGGACCCACCAAAGAAGGAACAAUCGUUCCAAUAUUUGAGGAGAGAUUAAGGCAGAUGGGGGAGUGGCUAGGAGUCAAUGGUGAAGCAAUCUAUGCCACUAAACCUUGGAGUCAUCAAAAUGAUUCUGUUAAUGCUAAUGUGUGGUAUACUUCAAAGAAGACAGAUAAUGGUACAAAUGUUUAUGCUAUUGUUCUGAAGUGGCCAAGUGGGCCAAACUUGAUAUUGGCUGACCCGUUACCCUCACUCGACACUGUUGUGACUUUGCUGGGGUACCCAGAUACUUUUAAAUGGAAAGGUGUAGGAUCUGGUAUGGUAGUUAGCAUACCGCCUAUUCCCAUCAACCAGAUUCCUUGCAAGUGGGCCUGGGUCUUUAAACUCACAAAUAUAAAAAACUAAAUACCUUAAAAACUAUCACAACUUAUGUCUGCUAUGGUUUUUAUUACUUCAAAAUCUGUUUUGUUUUGUUUUCUUAUGUUUAAACUUAAUAUUAAGUGCUUGCAAUUUUUAAAGAUGUUUUAGAUUUUUUUUUUCACAAAUCUACAUUCCAAGUUGUUAAUAUUUGGUGCACUUCUAGAGAUGCCUCUAAUUAGAGUUGUUUUUUAUGUCUUUUUGCUGCACAAAAUCAAUUUUAUAAGACAUUUUAAGCAAUGCAAACAAUGAGAACAUAGGUAUUAUUACAAAUCAAUAAACUUUUUUUAUUUGUCAAUAUGAAUUUUAAAGAUAAAAUGUUUCCAUUGUUUUAAAAUAUAUAUUUUUUUAUGUUUGUUAUCUAUUAAUGAAACAAGGUUAAUUAAGCUGCCUAGAUCAUGACCUGGUGAUAAGCUGAACUGUGUAUACAACACUCGCCUAGUUAAUCACUACAGAAGUAAAUGUAUACAAACUAGUAUUAGCCCUACCUUUGUACUCUUCCAUUAAUGUCACCAGAAAAUGUACAACUUUUGCCUUGAUUUAUAUUUAUCUUUUGUUUUUUUCUUACUUUAUUGAAGAAUAUGAUCCAUAAAUCUGCUCUAUUGUAAUAAUCUAGAGCAGUUUUUUUUUUUAUGAUAGCUUUGUCAUGUGACAUGCAUUUUGAAGAAUUGCCUUGUUGGUCCCCCGGGUUUGAAUCUGCCCGCUGCCAUCUCUCAUGUCCUCCUGCAGGAGGAUUGGGCUUGAAUAUUGAAGGAAUAUCCAAAACAUAAAACAAAAAAUGCAGCAUAAUGGAUUAAAAAGUUUCUGAUCAUAUUAAAGAUCUUUUCAAUGAUUUAUGAAUUACUUUUUAAAAAAAUAUAAUUUUAUUAUAUAAUUAGCAGGUUUUGUUUUUUUUUUGUUAGUUUGUUUGUUCUUUUUAUGACUAACAUAUUUUGUUUCACUGGGUAACAAUGUAAAUUUUGAAAAAACUCAAAAUAGUAUUGACUUGUAUUAUAAUUAUGAACUAUUUAGACUAAAUGUCUGGAAACUGAAAGACUAUUAUAAAAUGGCAAAAGCUUUAAAAAGUUUUUUUUCUUCAAUAAGUGAAUAUUUUUUUUAACAUUUUCAAAAGAAUCUUUUUUUUUCUAUCCUUAAAAAAUAACUGAAAAAAUAACUGUCAUUAUAAUAACUCUAGUCCAAAAUAUUUAUAUAAAAUCAUUUUAGUUAUUAGACUAUCAUAACCAAUUUUUGUUAUAGGCCUAGUCAUUUACUGUGAAGUUCAAUAAUACAAGUAUAGUUUCUAAGUUUCUUUUUUACUGCUGCUAAAAAAUUUCAUUUUCUAUACUUGCGGCUCUAACUUUGUUCUUGCUGUCAGCCUUAGCAUGUCACACUUCCCAUAUUUCCAACAUAAACUUUUUCAUUGCUGUGAAAACACAUUCUUUGUUUAUUCAACUAUUUCUUUUUAGACAAUUAAGACUUACUAACUAGGUCUUAGGGCGACUUGAUUUUCUUCUGUUCAUUUUUAUUUCAAAAACAUUCAGCCCCUAGUCCCUUAUCUUUCAAUUCUGAGCUAUCAAAAGUUGAAGCAAAUUAUACUGAAUAAGAAAUGGCCUAUGGGGAUGUGGUGGCUGAAUAUUAAAACGCUUGGCUUCUGAACCAAGGUGUCCCCGGUUUGAAUCUUUGUGAAGACAAGGAUUUUUAAUUCUGGAAUUCUUAGUACACCCAUGACAGAUAACUCUAAUGAGUGCCUGACUUAAGUUAGGGAAAGUAAAGUCAGUUGGUCAUUGUGUUGGCCACAUGGCACCUACAUUAACUGUUGGCCAUAGAAACAGAUGACCUUACAUCAUCUUCCCUAUAAAUUGCAAGGUUUGAAAGGGGUACUUCACUUUUUACUUGAGAUGGCUUUGGCAAUUUACUUCUUGAGACGAGAUCUUUUCCCUUUCCAACUUGCUGGGGGAAAGCCUGAAUCUGAGAGCACUUAUUGUUAACAUGAGUUUUUCCCCAAAAAAUAUUUUAAAAUCCUGUUGUAAACAUUUUAAAUGUAUGUGUGUGUGUAUAUAAGCAAAACCUUUGCAGUCUCAUUUUCAUAUUUAUUCUUAUCCAACUAACUGAGAAUAAUUUUAAUAAAAGAUGCAUUUUAAAAUAAUUACUUCUCUUUGAUCAAUGUUAGAAAUUUCACUCUUGCCUUUUGUUUAAAAAAUGUGAUUUUUUUUUUAAUUUAUUAAAAUCUACUUUAUAUUUGCCAUUGCUUUUUAUAUUUACUGUAUUUGAUAUUAGAAAAAUAUUUUUGAUCAAUUAAAAAAUUAUUACUAUCAAA